Paramecium tetraurelia is the source of this 2049-nucleotide messenger RNA. RefSeq lists its product as uncharacterized. NCBI's taxonomy places the organism in Eukaryota, Ciliophora, Oligohymenophorea, Peniculida, Parameciidae. The transcript is spliced from 2 exons. The record is from RefSeq and is a predicted model, not a curated record.
AUGGAUCAAUAACACUCAUAGCAUUUCCAAACUUUAGAAUGCGUUGUUUCUGAGAGACUAACAACCAGAGGCAGAUCCUAAACCAAGGAUACCAUUUAGAUCGUAUCACCUAAACAAAAUAUUGUUUAUGUCCAGAGACAAGCUUAACAAAUCAUUACCACAACUCAAGCUCCAAUCAGAACAGAAACUUUUGUCAAACCCAUCAUCUAAUAAGUGCAAAAGGUGCAAGUAGUUGAUCACAGAGAAGAAGUGGAAUUUUAUAAGAGCAAAUGUCUCAUCUAUGAAAAGCAAAUCAGUGAACUCAACAUUGAAGUUACGAGAUUGAGAUCCAAUCCUACAGUCUAAGAGAAAAUCACUUAUGUUGAAGAUUCCCAUAAGGUGGCUGAAUUGGAAAGAUAACUACAUAUCUACCAAACUGAAAUUCAUAAAGUAACUGCCUUAUUGAAAGAAACCAACAUUGAAGUAGACACUCUCAAGAUUAAGAAUUCUCAAAUCACUUCCUAAUUGGUGUACUACCAAUAACAAAGCAGUGAUUUUGAUAAAUUAAAGAAAACCUAAAUUGAGGGUGAUCAAUUUUAUUAAAAUGAAAUACAAAGAUUAAAUGUCCUUGUUCAAUAGAGUCAAACCCAAUUGCAAUCCUUAUAAGCCACUUUAAUAGAUUCGAAGAAAUACGAAUAACUUUACAUCCAACUCCAAUCCACUUAAGCCACCUUAACAAAUGAAUUAGAAAGAUGCACUCAAGUAUUAAAGAUCAAACAAGAAGAAUUUGAAACCACCAAAUUAUAAUUGAUAAAAGAUCUAGAAAUACAAUCAAUAAGAUUGAAGGAUUUCGAUAGAGAAAAUAAGGAUCUUAAACAAAAAGAAUACUCACUCCAAUAACAAUUAGAAAGGUUGAACAAGGAAUAUUAAGAUCUAAGUGAUCGAUACAAUACUGAUAUCAGAUCCAAAAACGACGAAAUCACCAGAUUAACUACAGUGACUCAAACAUUACAAUUGACAUUCUAGGAUACUUCCAAAUUCCAAGAAUAUGAGCACAGAUCAAAAUUAUAGAGUGAAGAAAUUCAAUUGCUCAACUAAAAGAUCAGAUCGAAAUAGGAUGAAGUAGACAAAUGCAAAUUGCAAUUACAUUAAUACAAUCUUCAACUAUAGGAAUACUCCAAAUACGCUGAUUUUGAAUCUAAGUAUAGGAGUAUCUAAUAAGAAUAUGAAAGGAUUCAUAAUACUUUGAGAUUGAAGAUUGAAGAAAAUGAUAAUCUAAGAUCCUGCAUCUCCAAAUUAUAAUUAACUAUAAGUGACAAGUAUAAAUCAAAUGAUUAUGAGAACAAAAUUGCAUUAUUGAGUUAAGAAAUAGAGAGACUACAUUAAAGUUUAAAGAGUAGACAAGAUGAAAAUGAUAAACUCAGACAAGAACUCUAUUCAUUACAAACAUCAUUCCCAGAUUAAUAAAUAGAAAUAGAUAGACUAAAUGCUCAAAUUAAAGUAAGAAAUGAAGAAUUAGAAAAACAUAGAUCUAGUUAGAUCUCAAAUAACGAAUCCCUAAGACUUAAAGACUUAGAACAGAAAAAUCUAGUCUAUUCAAAUGAAAUAGAUAGACUGAGCAAUCUUGUCAGAGUCAAAAUCAAUGAAUCAGAAUAAUAUAAAUAGGAAUUAGUGAAAUUAAGAGAUUCAUCUACCAAAUUCACUUAAAUGUACAACGAUAAUGAAAAAUUAACAUCUCUAAUCAGAACCUUACAGGAUGAACUAGAUCAAACUAAAAGAAAAUAGAAACUUGAUGAAUCGCAUCUAUAUAAUGAAAGAAUGUAGGUUUUAGUUUAGGAGUUGGAUUCUUGGAAGACCUAGUUUAUCACUUAAAACAGAGAGUUUCAUAAAAAUUAAGAAUUACUUAUUUUAGCAUAAGCAGAACUAGAUUCUUUGAAAAAUAAAAGAACUACAACUUUGAAAAGUGAAUAAGUUGUUGACUCCCUUAAAGAAAACAAAGUAGAAUUUAAGAAGAAUCACACUUCGCAAUCCACUUAUAUCCUGGGAAUGUUAAAUAAUAAACCAGUUUGA